Messenger RNA from Striga asiatica, 1029 nucleotides. The record is from the annotation of a GenBank genome assembly. Lineage: Eukaryota; Viridiplantae; Streptophyta; Magnoliopsida; Lamiales; Orobanchaceae.
AUGAAUGAUCUUUAUGGGAAUUGCCCGGAGUAUUAUCAACUGGUUGCAACUCUUUACUCCAAGGAGUCUUUGCUUCUCCAUGGCAAGCAUGCAUUAUCAUCAUCGUCUAACUACCUCGAUUUUAUGGGGCCGAUGCCCAUGGUUGUAAGGGCGUCAUGCAACGACUUGUUGCUUGUGUCCCCUGAUUCCCGUUAUCGAUUUGGAAAUGAUCCACAGAGGUAUUACAUCUGUAACCCGGUGACUAAAAAGUGGUUUCUCAUUCCUAGGGAUCCUUUUUAUGGACUUCCUGUCGGCCACUACAUACAACAAGUGCUUGUGUUUUGCUCAGAGUCACAAGACUCACAACAAUGGACCAAAUCUUCCUUCUUGUUGCCUAAGCGUGCAGUAAGUGACUAUAGCGCUGACUUGAAUGUUGUUGUGUGCAAUGGGACUCUCUACUGGAUGGACGGUUUAUAUAAACGCGACCAGGUUGUUUCUUUAGAUGUGGGCAACAAUCAUUGUUCCGUUAUUUACUUCCCGGACAUUGUGCGUAACAGCACAAGAGAGGUGCUGAACUCGAGGACCCACCUUGGAGUUGUGAGGGACGAGUUGAGGUUGUUGCACGUUUUGCGGGCCUGGCCGGGCCCAAAAUGCUUUGUCGUGGGGGUUUGGGAGUUGGACCGUCAGGAUUGUUCGUGGGCAUUGGUUGGUCAAAGGGAGUUGACUUUUUCGGAGGAUGACUACGACGGCAGGGAUGCAUUGGUCGGUGCCGCUUUUCAUCCGAAAGAUUGUGACUUGAUUUUCGUCAUGUGCGGAAAGAGUGUCUACGAGUGUGCGGUUUCCAAGGACAAAUGUCGCAAGCUCGGGGAGAUUCGAGAAUCUAUAAGCGUCGAGGGUCUCGCGGCCUUUGUUCUCACACAUCCACCGUGGCCUACGCCACCCGCAAAGAAGCAUGUGGAGAGGUGCUUAGAGGAGCCCUCGAUGCUCAUCGUCACUUGUGAAGGCGAACAUAUCCAUCCGAGGUUUCCUUCACAAUUGGCCAACAUAUGA